GGCGCGCCGGGCGCGGGCAGCAGCGGCGAGAUGGAGAUGGCGGCGGCGGCGGCGCCGUGCCCGGGGGAGCCGGAGCGGCUGGACUUCCUGCGGGAGCGGCACGUGCGCUUCUUCCAGCGGUGCCUCCAGAUCCUGCCCGAGCGCUACUCGUCCCUGGAGACCAGCAGGUUGACAAUUGCAUUUUUCGCACUCUCUGGUCUGGAUAUGUUGGAUUCCUUAGAUGUGGUGAACAAAGAUGAUAUAAUAGAAUGGAUUUAUUCCCUGCAGGUCCUUCCCACAGAAGACAGAUCAAAUAUGAAUCGCUGUGGAUUCAGAGGUUCUUCAUAUUUAGGGAUGCCAUUCAAUCCCUCCAAGGGUCCAGGUAUAUCUCAUCCCUAUGAUAGUGGGCACAUAGCAAUGACUUACACAGGACUAUCAUGUCUGGUUAUUCUUGGAGAUGAUUUAAGUCGAGUAAAUAAAGAUGCCAUACUGGCAGGACUGAGAGCUCUCCAGCUGGAGGAUGGAAGUUUCUGUGCAGUGCUGGAAGGAAGUGAGAAUGAUAUGAGGUUUGUGUACUGUGCUUCCUGUAUCUGCUACAUGCUCGAUAACUGGUCAGGCAUGGAUAUGAAGAAAGCAAUAGACUACAUUAGAAGAAGUAUGUCUUAUGAUAAUGGCCUGGCACAGGGAGCUGGACUGGAAUCUCAUGGGGGCUCUACAUUUUGUGGUAUUGCAUCACUGUGUUUGAUGGGCAAACUGGAGGAAGUUUUUUCAGAAAAAGAGCUGAACAGAAUAAGAAGAUGGUGUAUAAUGAGGCAACAGAAUGGAUACCAUGGACGACCCAACAAACCUGUAGACACUUGCUAUUCCUUUUGGGUGGGAGCAACAUUGAAGCUCUUGAACAUAUUCCAAUAUACAAAUUUUGAGAAAAACCGAAAUUACAUCCUGUCAACUCAAGAUCGCCUUGUUGGUGGGUUCGCCAAGUGGCCAGACAGCCAUCCAGAUGCUUUACAUGCCUACUUUGGGAUCUGUGGUUUGUCAUUAAUUGGAGAAUCUGGUAUUUGCAAAGUUCAUCCCGCCCUAAAUGUAAGCACAAGAGCAUCAGAGCGUCUUCACCACCUUCAUCAGAUCUGGAAAACGGACUUUAAACAGCACUCAGACGACACACACCUCUCUACAUGACUGAUUUAGACUUGAAUUUAGUUCUGGUAGCAUAACUGUAGCCCAGGGUUAAAAGCCAUGUAUAACCAAUGUGCUCUUUUAAGUGCUGGAGUCAUACAAUCAGAUCUGUGUUGCUGGCAUCACUUUGAUAGGGAGUUGCCUUCAGCAGGUUAUUCUGCAUUGUGAAAUGGGGAAUAUUUUGAUUAUAUAGAAAUUUGUCACCGCAGAUUGUAAAUGGCUUUUCAGAUGGCUUUACUUCUAAGAAAUCCCUUGAGGCAUUUAAACUUCAUUUUAAUUUUAUUUUUUUAAAUUUGUGCAUACUGUGUCAAAAUAUAUAAUGGGGAAGUAUUUUCAAAAUUGUUUACAUAGCAUACAGUAUAGCACAGAACGUUAAAGUUCUUUAUAAUCUUACUGUUUGACAUAUUUUUGGGUAGAGAGUCUCUCACAUUAAGUCUCAGUUAAAAAUUACCUAUUAUCAUCAACUUUCAGAUUCCAUAAACUUUGUUUUUCAUAAACAAAUUAAUUAAAUACAAAUAAAAUUAUUUUAUUCAAUAUACUGGACUUUUAAGGUUGUGUGGCCUUACUAAAUGAAUCUCAUAAUUCUUCUGAGUAGGUUUUACACAGAUGCAGUGGAUUGUUAGCCAGACAAAGAGUUUUCAUUUGAAAUAGUUUCUUCAUGUGAAGUUCACUAAGAGUGUGGCAUAUUGAUGUGCAUCAAUAAGAGAUUUUCAGCCCAGUCUUUUGGAAGCAUACCUGUAUGCAAGAGUAGCAUUAGAACCUGCUUCCAAAGACAAACCUUCGCAAUACAUUGAAGUUGUUCAAAUUAGAGUAAUGAUGAACAUUCUCAGCUUCUUUAGUGCUUUACUAGUGCCUUACUUUGUAUGCUUGAAGUGCUGUUCACAGUUGGAGCAAGUAACUUUGCAGCUGGUGUGUUUGUGGCAGGGCAGUUUGUGCAUUCAGUAGACACCACAACGUCUUUCUACUUGCCAGUCAUUAACAGCACUUUUUUUUUCUAAAGGUUCCAAAGACAACUGAGGACUUCCUGAAACAGAUUAGGUGCACCAUUUGCCACUGCUGAGCCCAAAGAAACAGGAUGUAGAUCUUUUUGGCCAGCAAAAAGAGCUUUGGGGAUAAACAUGAUUCCUGUUUUGCAAUGCAGGGCAAGUGAGAAGGGUAGUGUAGUUUGUACCCCUAGCACACAUGUCAGAGAGGUCCAAUAGGUAUCUUUAGGCUACAAGAACAAUCCCAUUGUCCAAAGCUGUAGCAGCCUUCCUACCUGUAUAGAUAGGUUUUAUUUCUAUAACAGAUUAAUUUCCAUGGCAGCAUUGGGAGCACAACUAGUGAUAGUGAUCUCCUUGGAAAAGCAGAGGAGGAGCGGGGAAGGGUGUGUGUGAUCUAGACAUGUCCCAGUAGAAACUUGGAGGAGGAGAGACUCAGUAAUUGUAAAAACUGGAAAGUCCAGAGGGGUGGAACCAAUAGAACUGUGAGGCUGGUACUGGAGUGGGAGAAUGAGGUGCUUGAAUAGGACUGUUGCAGAGUAAGAGAAAUGAAAACUGGGAGAUCCUGAGGCUGGAGGCAAGAGCGAAGAAUGUGGAGCGGUAAUGGAACCAAACUGGUGGAAAUUAUUUGAGUUGCUUAGGGUAAGAUUAGGGAGUGAAAGAAAGGUAGUGGCUCGAGGAACAUGAAGGAGUUAAGGAACGAAGAUAGAGCUUGGGAAUUGGUUUUGUUGCCCACAAGCCAAGGUGACCAGAAGCCCAGCCACAAAUAAAAAGAGCUAGCAAGAUACCUAAAAGAGAGGAUCUCCCAGACAGGGGGCUCACUACAGCAGUUCCUGUGGGAAUCACAUUUUCCUGGAUAGGCUUAAUGGGAUAUUGGACAGCAAAGGCUGAAGUAGUUUCCCUGAGCAGAAGUCUCUAAGGUCAUGGAUGUCUACCUAGAUGAAAACCCAUAUAAAACCAAACAACACCAAUCUUGAAGUAAAAAUUGAUCAAAAAAGCAUGGUAUUUUCUUGUCUUUACAUCAGAUGGUGACAACAAGUUGACUUCAUGGUAGGAUAGCUUGUGUUUCUGGAACACAGUGUAGUUACAAUGAAGAUGAGAUGUAAUUGUAGCUAUCCAUCCUCACCACUGCUUCUCUCCCUUGCUGGUGAACCAUAUUUGAGUUUUUUAGCUUUUACUACAUACCCUGGUAGACGGAGUAGCUUUGAAUUUCAGAAGAGUUGAAUAAGGUGUUCUUAGUCUGUGCUGGGCAACAGUCUAAAUAUUUGUUCUUACUUAGCUUAGUGAAAAAUUAUGUAUUUGAUUAUUGUGAGGCAAAUCCAUACUUGCAAAAUCCUGAACUAUGGUUCCUGAGUUGUCCUGUGUGUGACCACAUUCUCAUCUGUGAGGCUCAUCGGGGUCUCUCAGCAAAAAAUAUGGGGGUAACAGUGAAAAAUCAUACUAUGUGAACAAGAAAAAUUCUCAUGGCAAGUAAUUUAACUUUUUCUGUCUCAAAAAACAGGUACCAUUUCUUGCUAUGUUUUCUGUAAGCUACCCUGUGUUCUUUAUAUGGAUUUUACAUUUCUUAUCUCCUUGGCCCCAGUUAUUCUACAACAUCUUUCCAGGCUGUGUGUUGACUGUGGAGCUAGCUUUUCCUAAAGGUUGCACAAGGCAUAUUUGUUUCUCAUUAACUCAAAGUUUGGUGAAGGCAGCAAAAUACCUAUGCUUUCAUCUCACACUGAGUAUCUAAUUACUUUAAUUCUUUUGAAAUCUUUAAUCUUUUUUAGGUUGACAAAAAUCAGUACUAAUAACCACUUCUGCAUAUGUGAUUUGCCAUUCUGAAUGUCCCAAUUUAUGUCAGGCAAACAGAUUAUGAACAUUGAAUGUUCCUGUGUAGCAAACAUCUGGAUUCUGACUGUAUUGAAUUGUCUCUCUGAUUUUUGUUUUUUAUUGUGUCUUCUGACUAGAAAAAUGUUAAAUGAGAAAUAAGUGGACAAGAGUUUCACAGAAGUCCAUAGCCUAAAAUCGCUUUUAAAGGGGAUAAAUCAAAAUAGAGCUAAAACUUAAAUGUGAACUGUGAAGUUUAAAUGUAGCUAGAAAAAGCAAACCAUGUGAUCAUUACCUACCUCUAAUAAUUUUGUGUUAACCACAGCUUUACAUUGCUGAGACUGAACCUACAUAAGAAAUUCAUGCAUCGAAUGGCUUUACCAUGUGCUUGAGGAUGUAAAAUCUCUUGGCUAUCAGGCUGACAAAUGUGAGUGCCUCUAUCCUAUCUGAAACACUCCCAAACUCUAUGUGUGGCCCAAGUUUCUCUUCCAGAAAAACAGCUUUAAAAUGUUAUGCUGAACAAAGGAAGUCAAAUGUAUCUUUUCCACAGGAUCUGAGGUCUGGGGAUUUAAACAUUGUCACUAGGGCUUUCAGGCCUACUUGAUUUGUACAUAGCUGCUGACAGGUGUGGUAACACCAUUUUGGAAGGCUGCUUCCAAGCAUGUUUGUAUUUAUAAAUUUUCAUACUGAGAACUGUUUUUUCUAAACAGAACAAUCAUCAUCACUGAAAAAAACUAGCAAGAAAAUUGGGUAUUGCAGAAAUACCUGAAAUGCAUAUGCUGAAGCACAUAUUAAGAGUACUGUGCUCUGUGCUCUAUUGCCCAAGGUAAAAGACAAGCUGAGAGGAGCUGAAGAAGCUGCAUCAAAUAUGCUUUCUCCAUGGAUGCCAGUAUAGAAAUUCAAUAUUCUAUAGAAACUUGUGUUCCCUAAAAAAUACAUUUCAACUUUGUGCUGAGUGAGCCAUUCAGUAUGGGGUUGCCUAAUAUAGAAGGGAAGAAACAGUGAUUUCCAAAGUCAAAGCCUUUUAUGGACUGCCCACCUCCUGGCAUUUUGGAGAAACUUGCUAUCAGUGUCCCUGUGGAGGUCAAAGAGAUGUCAGGACAUGUGUAAGAAGCAGAGAGACCCUAAGUAAGAAGAUGCUAUUGUUGCAACUAAAUAUGAGACAUCUCCAAAAUUCAUCAAUUGAAUGAGAUUAUUGGUCUGUUUACCUUGAUAUUAAAUACUGUGGUGAUUCUGAAAAGCUCUUUUUUUGCUGUUGCAAGAAAAGACCACUUAACAGGCUUUCCUCACUGCAUAUGACACUGGGUGAAAAAGUAGUCUCAACAUCUUUAUACUAAAUGUUUAUUAAAUUACUCCACUAAGUGGUUACAAUAUGUUGUAGAUUUACACUUUCUGUUCACCAUUUUUAAGCUUAUGUGUUCCUGGUCUCUAUUUGCCUGAUUAGUUUCUGAGUUUAAUAAAAAUCAAUGAAAUGUU
This is a messenger RNA of Passer montanus (Eurasian tree sparrow), 5417 nucleotides long. RefSeq names its product protein geranylgeranyltransferase type I subunit beta (gene PGGT1B). Gene Ontology annotation, biological process: protein geranylgeranylation. Lineage: Eukaryota; Metazoa; Chordata; Aves; Passeriformes; Passeridae. Gene Ontology annotation, molecular function: CAAX-protein geranylgeranyltransferase activity. Gene Ontology annotation, cellular component: CAAX-protein geranylgeranyltransferase complex. The record is from RefSeq and is a predicted model, not a curated record.